Cynoglossus semilaevis (tongue sole) is the source of this 2802-nucleotide messenger RNA. RefSeq names its product fibronectin type III and SPRY domain containing 2 (gene fsd2). The transcript has 13 exons. Bases 392 to 2278 code for a protein of 628 amino acids. The record is from RefSeq and is a predicted model, not a curated record. Gene Ontology annotation, molecular function: protein binding. Lineage: Eukaryota; Metazoa; Chordata; Actinopteri; Pleuronectiformes; Cynoglossidae.
UCAAGCAGCACGCAAACGCAUCCUUUGUUAACUUUAACCUUUAAAAUCACAUGCUCGGGAAUUUCCAACUCCUGAUCUUAAAGAAAACUUGCUAAAAUUGUAGAAAAGCUAAAAGUAUUUUUGUAAACUUUGCAAAUAAAUCUCAAAUAUUUACUUUUAAUGUCCGUAUAUUUUACUGGGUAAAUAACUACCUGAAUGUUUGGCAUGCCUGUGACACAUGAGUGUUCUGAGGUUGGUCUAUUUCUGUCUCAGCUCCAGGAUGAAGCUCCAACUGCUCACUCGGUUGUUUAGGCUGUGGGACAGAAACAUUGGGCUUCACGUGAUUGUAUAGAAGACACUGAAUUACAGCUUAAUUCAGGAAAACCAAAGCUGUACUUCCACAGAGCUCCACAUGGCCAUGUAUGAGGUGAGUGGAGGCCGACUGGACGUGAUCUCGGAAGAAGCCGAACACCAGGACUCACCCACCACCACCAUGGAUCACCACACCGUGGCUCCUGAAGGACGAGGCCGAGGAGUCUCCCUCCAGAGAUUCUCUGUCGACACCAACGAGUCUCUGAGAUUUGAACCCUAUCAGGGCAGCACACCUUCUCCCACCGGGGCAGAUGAUGGGCUGGAUGAAGAUGAUGAUGACGUGUUUAAGGAGGGAGAAACCCAGAGAGCCAUCCACUCAACCAGACACCAGCUGCAGGAGAAGGUUGCAGAGAUGGAGAACUUUGCAGGUCAUCUGGAGGAAAUCUUUCUGACUGUGGAGGAGAACUUCGGGCGUCAGGAGCAGCACCUGGAGCAGCAUUACAACGAUGUCCUGCAGACUCUGUCUCAGCGGUACGACGAGAGAGCGGCAGCUCUGGAGGAGGAGAAGAAGAACAAGCUGGAGGCGCUGUACCAGCAGCUGCUGGCCUGCGGUCGGGCCCUGGACGCCUCCAAGGAACUCAUCGAGUCGGCCCAGGAGAUCUACCGCUGCCAGGACAAGAGGCUGUUUCUCAAGGGGGUGAUGGCCACCAUAAAAAGAAUUGAAGAGUUCUCCAAAGAGGAGCCUGACCUCACAUUGUCCACAAGUUUGGAGUUCAACACUUCACCUGCUGACCUGUCAGACGUGAAGACCAUGAUGGACUCCAUCAACGUUGUCCCAGCUCCGUCUGCUCCAGUCAUCAACCCUCAGAUCCCAAACUCUGCCUCUCAGACAUCGCUGCGUGUUUGCUGGAGCCUGUUCUCUGACGACACCGUGGAGUAUUACGAGCUUUACUACGGACCGGUGCUGGAAGACACACCAGCAGAGGGCAACUCCUCACCUCAGGUGAGUAAAGUCAAAGUGAAGGAGACCCACAUCACAGUGACGGAGCUGCAGCCCAACGCUCAGUACGAGCUGUGGGUGACCGCCACCAACACCACGGGCAUCAGUCCAGCCAGUGAGAAGGCUCUGUACAUGACAGUGCCGUCGCCUCCGGUGGUCAAACAUCGGGAGUGCAGCAGCUGUCCCGAGGCGGCCAUGAUCCGCUGGGAGUCCGGAAACACCAACCCCGUGGACUCCUACACCGUGGAGCUGAGUGAGAUCGGUACUGAUGGCACAGAGGGCGCUGUCACAGAGUCAGUCGUGGGCGUGCCCACCUGUCACUGUCUGAUUCAGCUGCAGAGUGGACGACGUUACGUCAUAGCUGUCAGGGCCGUCAAUGUCGGCGGCCCGAGUGACAGGAGUGACGUUAUUACCGUCAAAACGACAGGGACCUUCUUCCAUCUCCUGGAGGACACGGCCCACCCCUGCCUCUCCAUCUCCGAGGACGGCUUCACCAUAUUCUAUGGAGACGAGGAGCUGCCCAUCAGUGCCAUGGCCUCGGACGACAACACCUUCACCAGAUGCGUGGCCGUUCUCGGAGAUCUGAUCCCGGUCCGAUGCAGACAUUACUGGGAGGUGGAGGUGGAUGAUGGGACAGAGUUCAGGAUCGGAGUGGCCUACGCCGACACAGAGAGGAACUCCUACCUGGGGGCCAACACCAGCUCUUGGUGCAUGAGACACAUUCUCAGCCCAUCCAGGCAUAAAUACGAGUUCCUGCACAACGGCUGGAGUCCUGACCUGAGGAUCACAGUGAACCCUGUGAGGAUCGGAGUGGCCCUGGACUACGAGAGGGAGACUCUGUCCUUCUUCAACGUGGAUCUACAACAGCACCUCCACACCUUCUACUGCCACUUCCAAAGCUACGUGCAUCCUUGUUUCAGCAUGGACAACCCGGGCGUUCUGACUGUUCACAAUGGCAUCCAGGCUUCGGAGUACGUCUUCAUGUGACACCCAGCCCGUCCGGUUUGACGAGGUCCCAAGGCCGUGAGUGAGGCCAAAAUGACAUGAAAGUAUUUUUUAAUGAAAUAAAGUGAUGUGAUCCAUUCUGUGAUGUUUUUAGUCGUUUUUAUUAUCGUAUUCCAUGGGAACAGGCAUACACCAUUUUCCAAGAUCAGAAAAAAGUGGAACUUUACAAUUUGCACUGACAGCAUAACUGCAGCAGACUAAGAGAAUAUGGUCCAAAAUAAGGAGUAUUUAAUGGACUAGUAAAAAGAAUAAAAACAAAAGGUCAACUCAAAUAAAAUCCAUGUGAUUUUUUUAAACUAUAAAAACCUGCUGAUGUUUGUGACGUUGUGAAUUUGUCACCUACACUAAAAGAAAAGGCACAACAGUAAUGGCAGUCUGUGUUCACAUUUACUGUAUAAAUGAAGGAACUUUGUAGAAUGCCCACCCUUAGCUACUAAGUGCUCACAACCUAGAGACCCCCCCAAAACAAAAGCAAAACCAAGACAAAAAACACUAGAAAUAAAAAA